UCUCGCUGAGCGGCCGCCGCCUCUCGCCGCGGGAUGAGCGCCUCGGCGGCCACCGGCGUCUUCGUCCUCUCCCUCACCGCCAUCCCCGUCACGUACCUCUUCAACUGCUUGGCGGCCGGCGGCAGUUCCUGGUCAAUUGUUGCAGUUGGAUUACUGGUUCUGGUUUUUAUUGCUUUGUUGGCUCGUGUUCUUGUCAAAAGAAAACCACCAAAAGAUCCGCUGUUUUAUGUUUAUGCUGUAUUUGCCUUUACCAGUGUAGUGAAUCUAAUAAUUGGGCUGGAACAAGAUGGAAUUAUUGAUGGAUUCAUGACUCAUUACUUGAGAGAGGGUGAACCAUAUCUGAACACUGCGUAUGGCCAUGUGAUCUGCUAUUGGGAUGGCUCUGCUCAUUAUCUGAUGUAUCUUUUGAUGGUGGCAGCUAUUGCUUGGGAACAAAGCUAUAGAACCAUUGGCCUUUAUUGGUUGGGCUCCAUUUUCAUGAGCAUCAUUGUCUUUAUGCCUGGAAACAUUGUGGGAAAAUACGGAACAAAAGUGUGUCCUGCUUUUUUCUUGAGCGUACCAUAUAUUUGCCUUCCCAUAUGGGCUGGGUUCCGAAUUUAUAAUCAACCUUCAGCAACUCCUGAUACUCCAGUCAAGGUGGUUCAGGAAGUUCAGAGGAAAGGACUCUUAAGGCGACCAAUGGAUUUAAUGUUAGCUGCGUAUCUCGUUCUGGCAGCAGGGUUUUGCAUAUUCAGGGGCAUGAUUGCUCUGGAUUGCCCUGCUGAACUCUGCCGGCUAUAUAUUCAACUGCACGAGCCUUAUAUAAAAGAUCCUGCUGCCUAUCCUAAGCUUCAGAUGCUGGCAUAUAUGUUCUACUCCGUGCCAUACUACGUGAUUGCUUUGUAUGGCCUACUGGUGCCUGGUUGUUCCUGGAUGCCUGAUUUAACCCUUAUACAUGCUGGAGGACUAGCUCAGGCUCAGUUUUCCCAUAUUGGUGCUUCUCUUCAUGCCCGAACUCCUUACAUCUACAGAGUCCCUGAAGAAGCAAAACAGUUUUUUCUGAUAUUGAACAUAAUGUAUGGGAUUCUUCCCCAGCUGCUGGCUUACAGGUGUGUCCACAAGCCCGAGUUUUUUAUGAAGGCGAAAGAAGAAGAAAAAACAGAAUAGCACAACUGUUUUCAGCUCCUCUUUUUGGCUGUGUAUGUAAUUGGGUUUGGAUGUAAUGGAACUUGCUCGGACGGAACCCAAAUGAGGUGUGCCAGAUUGCACAGCUGUGUGGAGAUGCAUGGCCUUGUUUGUUCACCUGACUCAAAAAGGGAAAAUAAAGAUAACUGCUUUCAGUAUCACUUCUCAACAUUUUGACUCCAAGCACAGUUCGUACUUCAUAUAUGGUUCAUUUUUAAAAUAUUGCAUGGAAUUAAAUAGUAACAGUGGCAGUGUUCUGCCUCCACACACUGAAGAACAUCAGUUAGCAAUCCCUAUACAAACUUACUACAGAAUGUGAAGGUCAAGAUUUUCAAGUGUCAGAAAUUAACAUACAUAACUCUGUAACAUGCACAUGUUUUAUUUGUCAAAAAGUAAUGUCUCGUGGGUCAGCCUUGUUAAAAACCUCAAGAAAUCUUUCAAGAAGCAAUCCACUGUGAUGGUAUGACUCCAUUUAUGCUAUGCAAGUCGUAUAGUUUUCUUAAUACUUUCAAGGAUUCACUUCUGCAAGGACUACUCAUCUGCUUGAAGUUAAGCAUGUGCUCACUUGUGUUUCUGAGCUGGACAUGGAGUGCUCCCUGCCUUGAGCAGCAGCCCUUCCACAUUAACAUGCAUUUUCCAAGAGGAGGGUUCUGCUGAAGCGUUACCCUGUGCAGCUCCUUUUGCUGACGUUGUUAGGCCAUAAACAAGUAGCAGCAUAUACAGAGACCUUGCUUGGUCUGUUUAGGUUUCCGCUUGCAAUCGCUACUGAUAUUUAUACUUCAAGCAGGAUAUUUAGUGCCUUUCUUGCAGAUGAAAUUAGCUGAUACAUUUUAACUGCACACACUUUAUUUUGGGGAUGUUGAAUUUUGGGUGUUUUGACUUGGAGAAUUUCAGUUUUCUUUUUGAACCUGAUCAGUAACAGGAAAGCAUCAGCUCAUGCGCAUGCAUGUUGCACUCUACACAAGGGGACUUUCAGAGCAGCAAGAAAGUCAUGCGUUCACGCUCCGCAGUGAAACACUGAGGCGUGGUUCGUAGCAGCGCUCAGAAGACAGAACCCAUGGUUUCAUACCUCCGACCACAGGGCAGGCCCAAAAACCACAGCACAUCUUUGUCAGUGCUUCUCGGUAAAAGGGAACUUAAGCAAUGGUUUCCUUCAAGCACCCAACCUCCCUGGUGCGGAAUCCUUCCACGUGCGCUCGAAUCUGGGACAGCUCCAACCCCGUCCUCCCAAGAAAACAAGCCCUGAGCUGUUGGGCUGCAACAACACGAUGUCUCACAGACAUUUGCACCUCUGAUGUCACUUCUAAUGUUUUUAAAGAAACUUUGAAUACAUUCAAGGUGAAUUUAAUAACCUCCUGUUAUCCAGAAAAGGCAAAGUACAGAAAAAAUAAAGAUCUCACCUGCACUUGUAUCUAUUAUGGUCAACUCAUGUUAACAGAAUGUUUUGCUUUAAUACUUGACUUACAUUAAUACCUCACAUUAUUACACGUAUGAAGCCAAAUAUGACGCUAACUUAGUUGCUUACAACCUCAAACCUUACUCCCAAUACACAUUCCAAUAAAUUUAUUCUGUAAAAACAA
Molecule: messenger RNA, 2744 nt
Organism: Lagopus leucura (white-tailed ptarmigan)
Lineage: Eukaryota; Metazoa; Chordata; Aves; Galliformes; Phasianidae
Gene: TM6SF1
Product: transmembrane 6 superfamily member 1
Exons: 10
Coding region: 34-1146 (370 amino acids)
Cellular component (GO): lysosomal membrane
Source: RefSeq, a predicted model, not a curated record